Kuraishia capsulata CBS 1993 is the source of this 687-nucleotide messenger RNA. RefSeq lists its product as uncharacterized. Gene Ontology annotation, cellular component: PAM complex, Tim23 associated import motor. The record is from RefSeq and is a predicted model, not a curated record. The transcript has a single exon. Gene Ontology annotation, molecular function: adenyl-nucleotide exchange factor activity; protein homodimerization activity; protein-folding chaperone binding. Gene Ontology annotation, biological process: protein folding; protein import into mitochondrial matrix. Lineage: Eukaryota; Fungi; Ascomycota; Pichiomycetes; Pichiales; Pichiaceae. Bases 1 to 687 code for a protein of 228 amino acids.
AUGCAAAGAUCCCUUAUGAACAUGUCAAGAUUGGCCGUUAGGCCAUCUUCUUUGCCCUUGUACAGAGCUGGCGCUUUUACCUCUGUUAGACAGCUGCCAUACAGAGGAUUCGCCACAUCGAGAGGAGCUUUUGCUGAGGCUGCCAAAGAGGGCAAGGAGGAAUCUUCGGAAGAGCCAGCAGCCACUGAGGAGACUGACCCUGUCGCCGAAGUGACUGCCAAAUUGGAGAAGAAAGACAAGGAACUGUCUGAGAUGAAGGACCGUUACCUCCGCUCAGUGGCUGAUUUCCGCAACUUGCAGGAGACCACCAAGCGCGAGAUCCAGAAGGCCAAGGACUAUGCCCUUCAAAAGUUUGCAAAGGAUUUGAUUGAGUCGGUCGACAACUUUGGCCAUGCACUGAACGCUGUGAAGCCAGAGACUCUUGAAACGAACCCAGAAGUCGCCAACCUUUACGAAGGCGUAAAGAUGACCCGUGACAUUUUUGAGAAGACUCUCAGCAAAUAUGGCCUGGAAAAGAUCGAGCCUGUGGGCGAGCAGUUCGACCCAAACAGACACGAGGCCACCUUCGAGGUUCCACAGCCUGAUAAGGAACCCGGUACCGUAUUCCACGUCCAGCAACCGGGCUUUGCUUUGAACGGAAGAGUUCUGAGAGCCGCUAAGGUGGGGAUUGUCAAGGGAUCAGAGUAA